UCGCAGGUGUUCCAGGCCAACGUCUUGCGCACCCGCAGGAACAGCACCACCAUCAUGAACCGGCACAGCCUGUUUGUGCCAUCGUCUCCCAUCCGCAUUCCCAGCAGUCGACUCCACCAAAUCAAACAGGAAGAAGGAAUGAAUUUGCUGAACAGAGAAACAGUCCAUGAAAGAGAAGUGCAAGUAGCAAUGCAGAUGAGCCACUCAUGGGAGGAGAGCUUGAGCCUGAGCGACAAUGAUUUUGAAAAAUCAUUAUCACCAAAGCAAGUAGACUUUGUUCCAGUUUCUCCAGCUCCUUCACCUACAAGAGGGAUAGGGAAGCAAUGUUUCUCACCAUCUUUGCAAAGUCUGGUGAGUAGCAGUGGGUUACCUCCAAGUCCCAGCCCCAGUCCGACAAGGAGAUUUUCAAGGAGAAGUCAGAGUCCAAUUAACUGCAUCCGACCGAGUGUUCUUGGAUCAAUGAAAAGGAAAGGUGUGACAGAGAUGGAAGAUCAUCCAAAACGGUUAUUCCAAGGAUCCACCAACAUGCUUAGCCCUGAAGGUGCACAUCAGGCCGACCUAGGGGGAUGUCUGUCGUCACAUGCCCUGGAUGACAACAGGAGCAGUGCAGGUUCCUCCUGUGACUCCCCAGCAGAAGUUGGCACCAGCACAGACUCUCCAGUCUCACUCUCUGACUCCAGAUCUCCAUUUUUACCAGUAGAUCUUACGGCCAAGUUACCAAUCAACUGA
Molecule: messenger RNA, 729 nt
Organism: Acanthisitta chloris (rifleman)
Lineage: Eukaryota; Metazoa; Chordata; Aves; Passeriformes; Acanthisittidae
Product: protein FAM122A
Exons: 9
Coding region: 55-729 (224 amino acids)
Biological process (GO): mitotic G2/M transition checkpoint
Cellular component (GO): nucleus; cytoplasm
Molecular function (GO): protein serine/threonine phosphatase inhibitor activity
Source: RefSeq, a predicted model, not a curated record